Messenger RNA from Myxocyprinus asiaticus (Chinese sucker), 4134 nucleotides. Its product is annotated as mothers against decapentaplegic homolog 2. The coding region runs from base 688 to 2094 and encodes 468 amino acids. Gene Ontology annotation, cellular component: heteromeric SMAD protein complex. The transcript has 11 exons. Gene Ontology annotation, molecular function: I-SMAD binding; DNA-binding transcription factor activity, RNA polymerase II-specific; RNA polymerase II cis-regulatory region sequence-specific DNA binding. Gene Ontology annotation, biological process: SMAD protein signal transduction; cell differentiation; regulation of transcription by RNA polymerase II. Lineage: Eukaryota; Metazoa; Chordata; Actinopteri; Cypriniformes; Catostomidae. The record is from RefSeq and is a predicted model, not a curated record.
GUUAGAGGCCGUCGUCUGCUGCUGUUAUUCGGUUACAGUGGGAAGGAAAAUAUUGGUUGAAAUCCACUUUUACACACUCACGAACAACCAGUUUCGGUUGGAUUGUACUCUGCACCUUCCUUACAGCAAAGGCGUUUCGUUAAAAGAGUGAGUUGAGGCGUUUGUGAAAAGAUAACGAUCGCAAACCCGUUUGAAAGCUGUUUAUUUUUCUGUCAAAGAAAGUAGCACAGUCUGCUAGCGGUUUACACACAAUCAGUGAGCACAUAAACUCACACAUCAUCUCGCAUAAUCGCAUUCAGCGCAACUGUUCGCCACUGCACUGAUGAAAAGGCGUGUAAUGCAGCGUUUAAGGUGAAUGUAUUGAUCCUGGGGCUUGUUAUAUUUGUAGGCAGACCGGGACAGUGAGUCGAUUAGCGGCCCAUGCAGCAAUAAGGAGCCCGUGGUCCAUCAUCACAUCACUGGAGGAGGUAACCCCUCGCUCCCCCCCCUCCCCCCUCCCCCUCCCUUUUCCUCUCCUGUUUCCUAAGCUUCUCUGUCCCCCUGCCCCUCACAGUCAGCCCAGAGACCCUCUUUCUAAAGGCCUUUUAGGAACGUGGGUCUGUUCCGUCCCAUUCUCCAAGCCUCCAUCUGUCUUUGUAACUCCACCUGGCCAGUAGGGGGCUGACCACUCAUUGGACACCCCAAAACAUGUCCUCCAUCUUGCCUUUCACUCCGCCCGUGGUGAAGCGUCUGCUGGGCUGGAAGAAGUCAGCUAGCGGUUCGAGUGGAGCGGGCGGGGGCGGAGAGCAGAACGGCCAGGAGGAUAAAUGGUGCGAGAAGGCCGUCAAAAGCUUGGUGAAGAAGCUGAAGAAGACGGGCCAGCUGGACGAGCUGGAGAAAGCCAUCACCUCACAGAACUGCAACACCAAGUGUGUCACCAUCCCCAGCAAUUGCUCUGAAAUUUGGGGACUGAGUACACCAAAUACGAUAGAACAGUGGGAUACCUCAGGCCUUUACAGCUACCCUGACCAAACCAGAUCUCUGGACGGGCGUCUGCAGGUGUCUCACCGUAAAGGUCUGCCUCAUGUCAUCUACUGUCGCCUGUGGCGAUGGCCCGACCUGCACAGCCAUCACGAGCUGCGCGCCAUCGAGACCUGCGAGUACGCCUUCAACCUCAAAAAGGAUGAAGUGUGCGUCAACCCCUACCACUACCAACGAGUGGAGACGCCAGUUCUUCCUCCUGUUCUUGUGCCAAGACACACAGAGAUCUUGACUGAACUGCCUCCUCUGGACGACUACACCAACUCCAUUCCUGAAAACACCAACUUCCCCACAGGGAUCGAGCCCCCUAACAACUACAUACCAGAAACUCCUCCACCGGGAUAUAUCAGUGAGGAUGGGGAAGCCAGUGACCAGCAGAUGAAUCAAAGUAUGGACACAGGUUCUCCUGCGGAACUGUCACCGAGCACACUCUCACCUGUCAAUCAUGGCAUGGACCUGCAGCCAGUGACUUAUUCAGAGCCUGCAUUUUGGUGCUCCAUAGCUUACUAUGAACUUAACCAGCGAGUUGGAGAAACAUUCCACGCCUCUCAGCCUUCCCUUACUGUGGACGGCUUCACAGACCCCUCCAAUUCAGAGCGAUUCUGCCUGGGUCUCCUGUCCAAUGUCAACCGCAAUGCCACCGUGGAGAUGACCCGUAGACAUAUAGGACGAGGGGUCAGACUGUAUUAUAUUGGAGGGGAGGUGUUUGCUGAAUGUCUUAGUGACAGCGCCAUCUUCGUUCAGAGCCCUAACUGUAAUCAGAGGUAUGGCUGGCACCCGGCGACAGUCUGUAAAAUCCCCCCAGGCUGUAACCUGAAGAUCUUCAAUAACCAGGAGUUUGCAGCACUACUGGCUCAGUCAGUGAACCAGGGCUUUGAAGCUGUAUAUCAGUUGACCAGGAUGUGCACUAUUCGCAUGAGUUUUGUCAAAGGCUGGGGAGCCGAGUACAGACGGCAGACAGUCACGAGCACUCCCUGCUGGAUCGAGCUGCAUCUGAACGGUCCCCUUCAGUGGCUGGAUAAGGUUCUGACCCAGAUGGGCUCGCCCUCUGUACGCUGUUCCAGUAUGUCCUAAUCGCCAUGAAGACGCUCUAUCUCUCUACUGCCCCAAAAACGACUGAUUCUACAAUCACAUCAAAUGACAACUCAAAGAAUAACAGACAUACUAUUAGCCCCCCCCUUCAUAGUACUUGUGACCCUUUAUGUCUAUCUUGGCAUGCCCCGCCUCCCCCAAAAACACUGAUGUUCUCACCGUUCAGAAAUGAACACGGCACUUGCUGUCACAUCAGCUUCAUGCACCUUUUAAUUCUCUUGUUUUCUAUCCUAAAACCCCUCAAUAUUAAAUGUGUUAGUAGUAGAAUUUAAAAUGUAUAUUGGUUUUUAUUUUAUUCUAUUGUUUUGAGAAGGAGGGAUGGUGUGUGGAAGUUCUGAAAGGCAGAAUAUAACUUUACACACUUGUGUAGCAAUAAGGCUUUUCCCCCGUUAAAUAAUGAAGUGAAUACUCAGACUUUUAAUAAUCUGAAUUCGAUUGUUCAAGGAGGUAACUUUUUCUGGCAAAAAGUUGCAUACUUUAAUUUUAUUCAUGUGGAAUAAUUGUGUAAAGUAAAGUGUUAAGACUAAGUCAUGGUUCUCAACUUUGAUUCCUGAAAGUAAUGCCAAAAGAUAGCUUUAUUUUGAAGUGAAAUUGCCCCAAACCACUAUAUAAGAGUGUUGCCUUUGAUUUGAGAUAUGCUGCUGUAAGACGUGCUUCUUGUAUUCAGAUGCAAACUGAUAGGAAUGUUAAAAGGAAACCAAACAAAACAAAGACCCAUGUUUAAUUCUUACCUUCCUUUCUGUGAGGUUAAACCACCCUUCCUAUUUAACAUUUUAUUCACUGGGUGAAAUAUUCACUAGUUAGCUAUAGAGUGGUUUUGGAGUCUGGUUUCUUCAGAAAAAAAAAAAAAAAAAGUUUGUUUUAAGGAUGAGCAAAGACUUUCAAAGGUUAUUAAAACGGACUCAUGCAAUCAUAAUCUUGCAUAAAAAUAAAUAAAUAAAAAAAAAAACACGAAUCCAAGUGUUAGUAAACUAGGUUAUCCUUCACAAUUACAAGAUUUUUUUCCCCCUUUUUCUUUCUUAGCUACUUUUUGUAUUUUCAUGUAUUUUUAUAUAUAAAUAUAUUUAAGAUCUUUUAAAGCGCUCUUCCUUUUUAUUAGAAUUGAAUAUUUUUUUAGCUCACCCUCUUUUUAAAGGAACACGGCUUCAUAAUGAAAUGUUCGAUCAUACAAAACGUUACUAAGCAUGACGUUUUUAUAAGCACAUAUAUCUUUUCUUUUUUUCCGUUUCCAAUUCAAGCUGUUGUCCCGCUGAACACUUCGCCCAUAAAAGCCCCAGUCGAUCUGAAAUACAUUGGAAUUUUUACUUUAGUUGCUUUUCCUCUUAUUUUCACCCAUAAAAAAACAAUCUACUGUGUACUCCACCACCCCUCAAGGUUGUGGUUACCCGAAGGGGAAAUUCAGCCUAGCGUCAAAUACUACGAAAACAUCGUAGUGUUCUUUUGGUUUGCAGUUGGGAAAAAAGACUUCCAAACAGGUUGCUUUGACAGGGAGAACUGUGCAACUUUAGUGUGCGUGCUCGUUGUACAACUUUUUACUAAUGACUGUGAUAUAGCUGUCCGUUAUUCUUUACUUGUUGUGGCAGUGACCAGGCGUUUCAAAUAUCCAUUCCCCUCUUCCCACCUUCGUCUCCAUAUUUUCCUUCAUUGACUUUACUACUCUUGCGAUUGUACUUAAAAGUGCAUAUAGUGAAAAGAUGACGAAGAUGUUGUGGCCCGUAGUGGCCAUAAGACACUGGGAACAUUCUGCUUGCCAUUUUUGACUGGGUGUGGAAAGAAAACCAAAUAGACCUGAAAGUGGACCAGACAUAUAUGCAUAUAAAUGUGAAUAUAUAAUUUUAUUUGACUUUUUUUCUGUUAUUUCUUUUCUCCUUUUUUUGCAAAGCAUUUAACAGUUGGUGAGCUUGUUUUACUAUUAGAAAGAUGUAUUGGUAGGACGUGAACUUCAGGCGAUAAGCUUUUCAGGCGUGUUGCAUAUGCAGACUUCAUAAAUACACUAAUAAAAAGUUUUAAUUCUCAUGUUAA